This is a messenger RNA of Helianthus annuus (common sunflower), 502 nucleotides long. RefSeq names its product DNA-(apurinic or apyrimidinic site) endonuclease-like. The coding region runs from base 25 to 471 and encodes 148 amino acids. The transcript has 2 exons. The record is from RefSeq and is a predicted model, not a curated record. NCBI's taxonomy places the organism in Eukaryota, Viridiplantae, Streptophyta, Magnoliopsida, Asterales, Asteraceae.
UAAAGGUAAAUCCAAACCCUACAUAUGUGUUUUUUAAGGUUUUAUGAUCUUUAUUAUUCUGGAUUUGGAUUCAUCAGAUCUGAUUUUAAGGUUUUGAAGCGAUUCUUUCAACCAGUGCAAAAAGAUGGUUCCUUCAAGAAACCCAACCUCUCUUCUUCUUCUUCACCAACACCAGCAGUCGAUGGUGAAACAAAGACACCAGUAGUUGUUGAAGAUGAGGAGAAUAAAUCCCAAAAGAAAGAACCCACAAAAUUGUUAACUUGGGAUGCCAACAACUUUCUUCUUCAUGUUAAAAACAAUUGGCCUGAGUUCACCAAGUUCAUCGAUGACAUUGACCCUGAUGUCAUCACCAUACAGGAAGUGAAAAUGCCUGCAGCUGGAGCCAAAGGUGCUCCGAAAAACCCUAGAGAAUUGAAGGACGAUAAUAAUUCGUCACGCAAGGAAAAACUGGUACAAAAUUGGGAUGUCUAAACCCUAGGAGCCAAAGGAGGUUUGUUAAGGU